This is a messenger RNA of Cyclopterus lumpus (lumpfish), 590 nucleotides long. Its product is annotated as hemoglobin subunit beta-2-like. The record is from RefSeq and is a predicted model, not a curated record. Gene Ontology annotation, cellular component: haptoglobin-hemoglobin complex; blood microparticle; hemoglobin complex. Gene Ontology annotation, biological process: oxygen transport; hydrogen peroxide catabolic process. Lineage: Eukaryota; Metazoa; Chordata; Actinopteri; Perciformes; Cyclopteridae. Gene Ontology annotation, molecular function: oxygen carrier activity; oxygen binding; heme binding. The transcript is spliced from 3 exons. Bases 46 to 489 code for a protein of 147 amino acids.
AGAGAGCAAGAUCUACUGAGCACAGGACAAUCUAGAGCCGGCACAAUGGUUGAAUGGACAGACUUCGAGCGCGCCACCAUCCAGGACAUCUUCUCCAAGAUGGACUAUGAGACAGUGGGCCCUGCAGCUCUUUCCAGGUGUCUGGUCGUCUACCCCUGGACUCAGAGGUAUUUCGGUAACUUUGGAAACCUCUACAACGCCGCUGCAAUCAUGGGAAAUCCACUGGUUGCAAAACACGGAACAAUUAUCCUGCACGGUCUGGACCGAGGUGUGAAGAACAUGGACAACUUGAAGGACACCUACGCCGAGCUGAGCGUGCUGCACUCUGAGAAACUGCACGUGGACCCCGAUAAUUUCAAGCUCAUUUCCGACUGCCUGACCAUCGUGGUUGCUUCUCGGAUGGGCAAAGCCUUCACUGGUGAAGUCCAGGCAGCUCUCCAGAAGUUCCUGGCCGUGGUGGUGUCCUCCCUGGGAAGACAGUACCAUUAGAGAGCUGCAACAGAAGACCCUCACAAGCUCACCAUGAAAAGCUCUGUUUUUGUUCAUGUCUCUAAGGCAUACAUAAAUAAAACAAUAAGCAUUUGAACAAC